Molecule: messenger RNA, 2610 nt
Organism: Nannizzia gypsea CBS 118893
Lineage: Eukaryota; Fungi; Ascomycota; Eurotiomycetes; Onygenales; Arthrodermataceae
Exons: 1
Coding region: 1-2610 (869 amino acids)
Molecular function (GO): protein binding
Source: RefSeq, a predicted model, not a curated record
AUGCGCCGGCUGACAUUCCAAGGAACUCGGUGGCAUCCGCAUGCGCUCUCAACAUGCCUCCCCCGUCGCUCUCCGUCGUCUCUUACCUUUCCUCGACCGUUUUCUACCACGCCGGUAGCCUACUUGCGCGAUGGAAAGCCAAAGGUUUCUGUGCGUAACUUUGAACAGUCGAUUGCCAACAGCAAGGAAUACUUCGAGGUCGACCCUGAUACACCCGAUGUAGUAGAGCAUCGCAAAGCGAGGGAGAAACUAAAGAAGCUAGAGAACGAACUAGAUGCUCUUAAGGAGGGUCCUUUUGCUCUAAAUGGCGAGUUUAUGAGGAGUCUAUCUGAAGAAGAUAGAAAAAGGGCGUUGGAGGCUAUUGCCAAACAUGCUGCCAAACAAAAUUGGGAAGAGGAGGACAGGAGGGACCAACAGCUCAAGGAUCGCAUAACGACAGAGUUUAAUGAGGCGAUAAAUAAAGAAUUGGAGAGCCUAGAGGCGGAAGAUGAAGAGCUAUGGGAUCCUACCAGGGAGCUGCGCGGCUCGGCCAAAACAAUGGAGCCUGUCGAGCGGGAAAGGGAACCUUACGAGGUUGAAUUGAAAGUCCCCGAGAGCCAUCAUGCCUAUGUGAUGAGAUUCAAUAAGGCUUUGAAGUCAUUAAAAGGCAUGCCGAGCCUUGCAGAGAAACAAUUCGCCUGGAAAUCAUAUAGCCGGUGUAAAGAUGCUCUUCCAUUCUUCCUUGAUAUAGCCCCAGAGGAGUCGAUAAAUAUGCUCUGGGAAUCACAGCGCCCUAGCUCAAGUCCUUCCGAAAAGAUACCCCCUCGCCACCUUAUUACACUAGCUGAAGAUAUACUUAAUAGCGGACGAAUUCUUGAAGCCGAUCAAUGGGUUGAUUAUAUGGAUGCUCUCCUCAGCGAUGGACAGAAGGAAAAGGCUCUCUCGCUAUGGAGAGAAAGGGAACCGGACUUGAAUGAAUACACAACAAUUGAAAAAAAGAAAUAUUGGGGCCUGGGCGUGCGGUUGUUUGUGGCCAAUAUGAAUCCAAAAAACGCUCAAGACGCUGCACUGAUAUACAUAUCUCUUGAUCCGUCCCACAGUCCCCGGGUUUUUAUUCCAGUUAUUACUUGUUGGGCUCAGAGUGACGUCCCUGGAAACGAUGCUCGAGCGUGGACAUUAUAUUUACACGUCAAGACAAGCCUAGGAAAAGAUAUUACCAUGUCCGACUACGACGCAAUCAGCGUCGAUUUACUCAAAUCCGGCAAAGUCAACAUGGCCCUGGCUGUUUUCAAAGAUAUGAUGCUGACGGGCCAGAAUUCGUAUGCUGAGUCAGAUGCUCUUUAUAAAGCUUCUUUGGGGCUCGUCGGAAAGCUUCACUCUGAUAGUAUCAACGAGUCGGAUGUCAACAAAGUGUCUCUUGCAUGCUUAACAAUUCUUCCCCGGAAUUUCCAAAACAAGUUCUUUUACGCCAGCUGGAUCAAAAAACUUAUCGGAAUGCAAGAGCUUGACGCGGCGGCUAAAGUCGUUGAGCUCAUGUAUGAGCGAGGAGUGAAACCCGACGCUAAACAUCUAAAUGGCUUAAUAGGAGCAUGGCUUCGUGAAGGAAGCAGUUCCGGUAGACAAAAGGCGGAGGAGCUUGGAUGGGCCAUGGUCAGAAAACGCGUUGAUCGUGUCUGUGGUGGUCAGCCAGGGAACUCGUCUGCCAUCGAUCAUCUACCCGAGGGAUCUAUUCCAGAGUAUGAGCAACGGACUGUUCCCGAGGCUACCAUCGAGACAUUUUCCAUCCUCUUACUGCAUUAUACCCGACGAGAUAAGGAUACUCUCAUUAACCACCUAGUGGAGUGUCUUGACAAGGCCCAAAUUCGGCCAAACACGUUUUUCGUCAAUCAUUUGCUCUACAGGGAGUUAAGGAAGCAGAAUAUACUGGGCGUUUGGUCCGGGUACAAGAACGCAAUGUCCAAUAUCAGGCCUGAUCUUGAAACAUUUGCUUGCCUCUGGGAUUGCGGGAAAAUUCAAUAUGACAGAACACGGUCUUGUUUCAAUGCACAAUUCCCCAACGCCCGCGCGUUAUACUCUGAAAUGAACCAGUGGUAUUCAAACCUACCAUCCAAUCUUCAAAAAACCACCCAAGAGGCCUUCUCAAAGGACCUCUAUGAUCAUAUCAUUCGAUGCUUCUGCCUCUCUCUUGACCCCGAGGGCACUAUAGUUGCGCUCCGGGCCAUGAAACAUACAUUUGGAUUUUUCCCCGAUGCCGAUACUGCCAGGAUCCUGGUUUUCCUUGUUGUGCGGUUGAUUCCUACAGGUGACGAAGCAGCACUACCCAAGCGGCGCCACAGACGCAUCUCGUCCACGCCUCGUGCGAAGGAAAACCUCCAAUAUGUCGGUGGUCUGCUGAACAAGCUGCGGGAACAGAAAACAGUGCAGGCUGCUAAGGAGGGAAUAUAUCUGGACGAUAUGGAUCAAGAGUUUCAUAUGGAGUUCGAGGUAGAUCUGAUGUGCGAUCUGUUACGACUGGUUCUGCGAAACAUGCGGAAGGACUCCGCCGAAAUUGAAGAGAGAAUACAGGCAGCGGCGCAGCAUAUGGGUGUAAAUUAUCUUGACCUUGGUGAACCUCCUUCAUAUGAUGCAUGA